Molecule: messenger RNA, 2211 nt
Organism: Ciona intestinalis (vase tunicate)
Lineage: Eukaryota; Metazoa; Chordata; Ascidiacea; Phlebobranchia; Cionidae
Source: RefSeq, a predicted model, not a curated record
AGUGACGUCAUUCUCUUUGUAGAACACCUCGUGCUAGUUUGUGUUUUAGGAUAAAAAUCCCAAAAACACACUUGUUACGCUAUAAAACCUAAAAAAAAAUUUAAAACCGCCUAAAAAACGUACAAAAAAAGUACAAAAUCGCAAAACCUUUGUAUUCGAUUCUUUGAAGUGGAACGUAAUACGAAAAAAGAAAACAAUGAACAGCUCGGGCUCAACUAAUUAUCCGAUGGCAUCUUUGUACGUUGGUGAUCUUCACCUCGAUGUUACGGAAGCUAUGCUUUAUGAAAAGUUCUCCCAAGCUGGUCCUGUCCUCUCAAUCAGGGUGUGCAGGGACGUCAUCACCCGUCGUUCGCUCGGAUACGCCUAUGUCAACUUUCAACAGCCAGCUGAUGCUGAACGAGCCUUGGACACAAUGAAUUAUGACCCCAUCAAAGGUCGUCCCAUUCGUAUCAUGUGGAGCCAACGUGACCCAUCUCUUCGUAAAUCUGGUGUCGGAAACAUCUUUAUCAAGAACUUGGAUAAAUCUAUUGACAACAAAGCUUUGUAUGAUACUUUCUCUGCUUUUGGAAACAUUCUGUCUUGCAAGGUGUCUUGUAAUGAAAAUGGUUCAAAAGGUUACGGGUUCGUCCAUUUUGAAACUGAGGAGGCCGGAAUAAGAGCUAUUGAGAAGGUGAAUGGAAUGUUGUUGAAUGACAAGAAAGUGUUCGUUGGAAAGUUUUUGACAAGAUCUGAACGCAUCAAGAAGAUGGGUGAACGGGUUCGUCAGUUCACCAACGUUUACAUCAAAAACUUCGGUGACAAAUACGAUGAAAAGACGCUCCAAGUCAUGUUUGAGAAAUACGGCGUUGUGAAGAGCGUUGCAGUCAUGCGCGACCGAGAUGGCAACUCCCGUGGUUUUGGAUUCGUUGCGUACGACAGUCAUGAGGAAGCUCAAGCGGCCGUUGAAGCAAUGAACGGGCAAGAGAUUGAAGGAGCAUCAGGUUCCACCGAUAUCUUGUACGUCGGUCGUGCGCAGAAGAAGCAGGAGCGACAACAAGAACUACGUGGUCAAUACGAGCAGCAGAAACAGGAACGCAUUCAACGUUUCCAGGGUGUUAACCUCUACGUUAAGAACCUUGAUGAUAAUGUCACCGAUGAUGAGCUCCGUGAAGCUUUCGCUACUUAUGGGACGAUCACAAGCGCUAAGAUCAUGUCUGAUGGUGAAAGAUCCCGUGGGUUUGGCUUCGUUUGUUUUAGUUCACCCGAAGAAGCCACGAAGGCCGUGACAGAGAUGAAUGGAAGAAUUGUGGGGACCAAACCUUUGUAUGUUGCGCUUGCUCAACGCAGGGAGGAUAGGAAAGCACAUCUAACAGCGCAAUACAUGCAACGAAUGACGUCUAGCAUGGGAGUUAGAAUGGCAACGCCAAACCAGAUGAUUGGCCAGCCCUUCCAAGCAGCAGCUGGCGCUUCAGGUUAUUUCAUGCCAUUCCAGGGAGCACAGAGGACUUACAUGCAGAGUCAGAUCAUUAGAACGACACCAAGAUGGCAGCACAACCCACAAGGAGGCUUCCAGAUGGCGGGUGACAUGCGCUCUGUUGGACCCCGUGCACCCACAACCCCGGCUAUUAGACCCAUGGCCACCCAGGUUGGGGCGAGAGGGGUCAUUCACCCACAACACCAGAUGAUGCAUCAACAAGCCAUGCAACAGCCUGCCUUUAAGUACACCCAGGGUGUUCGAAACCCAGCCAUGGCUGGAUAUCCACAGUCAGGUCAACCACAAGCCCAACAACAAGCUGAUCAAAGUUUGCAACAAGCUGUCCAUGUACAGGGACAGGAACCUUUGACAUCGAGCAUGUUGGCUUCCGCUCAACCACAAGAACAAAAACAAAUGCUUGGUGAGAGGUUGUACCCGUUGAUUGAGCAAAGCCACCCCGACCUUGCAUCUAAGAUCACCGGAAUGCUGCUCGAGAUUGACAACUCUGAGUUGCUUCAUAUGUUGGAAUCUCGCGAGUCCUUGAAGGCUAAAGUUGAGGAGGCCGUGGCGGUGUUGCAAGCCCAUCAAGUAAAGGUUGCUCAAGCGUCUCGUCGUCCUGCUAAUGCUACACCAGCUGCACAAGCACCUGCUGCUUUGCCAACUGAAGGCCCUGCCCCUAUCGCUGUUGGGGGCGCUCAGGAAUAAAUAUGCUGCUCUUUUUACCAAAUAUUUUAAAAACCUGCACCAUUUGGGCAUCU